Messenger RNA from Postia placenta MAD-698-R-SB12, 1536 nucleotides. RefSeq lists its product as hypothetical. The record is from RefSeq and is a predicted model, not a curated record. The transcript has 2 exons. The coding region runs from base 1 to 1536 and encodes 511 amino acids. NCBI's taxonomy places the organism in Eukaryota, Fungi, Basidiomycota, Agaricomycetes, Polyporales, Adustoporiaceae.
AUGCUCAGUGGCGCGUCCCUAGACCUACUUUGGUCUGCGCAGUUGGGACUGGCUAACCUCGUGAAGUGUAUGCCUUCUGACCUCUGGGAAGAAAAGGUAUGGCGGUACCCGUGGAGCGUUCCCGGUUGCAACGACCGAGUCGAGUCAGAUCUGAGGCUGAUGAUCCGGAGGCCAAUGUUGCCGGGAGACUGGACACGCUUCCAUUUUUAUGCGCAAAGAGUGCGUAAACUGACCUUGGACAACAACUGGAAAGCUGAAGGUCACUUGUCAAACGAAGACCUCAUGCUACUUGGUCUGUUCGCACCGUCCUCCCCCUUACUCCCCAAUCUACGUAAACUCGAGACAAAACGAUGCUCUUCCCCGGUUCCUUUAGAGCUGUUUCUCAAGCUGCCAGGACCGAAAUUAACCCACCUUGAGAUGGUCGUUUCCGACUCGGAUAAGGUUACAAAUUCCGUUCUGACCCAUCUUCCGACUCUCGUUCCCAAUCUCCGCGUAUUGGAACUCUACCAACACAAAACGCCUUCAAAAGCGCGGCUGGAUCCCAGAGAAUGUUUCUCCUUUCCUAGCGGGGCACUUCGAGGGUUAAAACACCUCGAGAAGCUUGCAAUGUUCGUUGAGUCUCCUCUCUCACAUCAAGCAUUUGUCGAGCUGUCAUCCUUACCUCAACUGUCUUCACUGGAGUGGGAUGUCGAGGCGAAUAUCGAUCAGUUCGUUAUGCCCUUCCGUGGUUCAGAGGCUCACGGAACACCAUCUGCUCUAGAGAACAUCAGGACUUGGUCAUACUACAUAACAUCCUCCCUGGGUUUACUGAAAGCGAAAAAGUGGCCGAAACUUGAGAAUAUUCAACUCACUGCGGCUGAGGCCGGCUGUGAAGACCUCACUACUAUCUGUCAGACAAUCCGGGACCAGUGCUCCGUCUCUACCCUCAAACAUGUCAGCAUCCAGUUUGAGAAGGAAGAAUCUGCGGACAACGUGCCUGGUGUCUCGUUGCGACCGCUCUACGCGUUCCACGGCCUGGAAUCACUUACAAUCGAUUCAGAAUACAACAUCGAGCUCCAGGACGCCGAUUUAGAGGAGAUGGCACUUGCAUGGCCGGGCCUGCAGGAUCUUGCGUUCGUACACGACGAGGCAGACUCAUGGGUUUUCACACCCGCCGCCACCCUCGGCGGCUUGGUCCAUCUCGUCAAAUACUGUCCCAACCUCCGUCACAUUGUGCUAGACGUUGAUGCCUCCCGAACUGACAUAUCCCCAGGCGCGAAACCAGGUGGCGGUUGGUGUAACACGAUGCUGACAGAAAUUGGUCUUGGCCCGUCAUCCAUUGCAGGUGACCCGCACAAAAUUGCCAAAUAUCUCUCGGACCUGUUCCCGAACCUAGAAUCUAUAGAUUGCGAUGCGGAGGAUCCAAGGCAUAGAGCAGCAUGGGAGGAAGCAGAACGCCACCUGCCGGCAUUUGCUGCGACUCGGACUGCCCAAAGGGCCAAAGGUCCUCCUAUCCCCCGAGUGAUACAUCAUCAUGUCAGAGGAAGGGACAAGUAG